AUGGAAGGAACCGAUGUCUCUGCUCGGGACCAAACUCGCCAUGUCAUCCGCCUACCAUCCGCAGACAGACGGACAAACCGACCGCCUCAUCCAAAUUGUAGAGCAACUCCUCCGCGCAGCGUGCAAAGAUGAAAUCUCUACAUGGGACUUGCACCUGCCCGUCCUGGAGUUUGCCUACAACAACACCACUCACGCCGCUACUGGACAGACGCCGUUCUUCCUCUGCUACGGACGCCACCCGCUCAUGCCGCAAAAACCGACAGCAUCAGCCACAGUCACUCCUGUUACCUUCCGCUUACGCCUGCCAGCUACCUGCAAGUUUCACAAUGCCUUCCAUGUCCAACUUCUGAAGCCCUAUCGAGACCCUAACACGGUCUUCACCGGACGCCAACCCCCACCGCUGCUGCCCGUCCUCGUCCACGAUGAACCCGAGUACGAGGUCGAGUCCGUGCUCGCACACCGCCGUCGUCGGAAUGGCACCGUCGAGCUUCUCAUUCGUUGGAAGGGUUAUGAUCCUUCUGAGGAUACUUGGGUUCCUUGAGCAAUCCGAGAUGGGUAAUGCUC
This is a messenger RNA of Closterium sp. NIES-67, 564 nucleotides long. The record is from the annotation of a GenBank genome assembly. Lineage: Eukaryota; Viridiplantae; Streptophyta; Zygnematophyceae; Desmidiales; Closteriaceae.